AUGGCUUUCACACCUAGAGGCGGUCGUGGCGGCGGCGGACGUGGUGGUGGUGGUGACCGUGGAGGUCGCGGUGGCUUCACCCCCCGAGGUGGUCGCGGCGGAUUCGGCGGAGGUCGCGGCGGCGGUGACCGUGGCGGCCGUGGAGGUGGCCGUGGUCGUGGUGCCCCCAGAGGCCGUGGAGCCCCCCGAGGAGGUGGCCGUGGUGGAGCCGGAGCCCGUGGAGGAGCCAAGGUCAUUGUUGAGCCCCAUCGCCACGCAGGUGUUUUCGUCGCUCGCGGAAAGGAAGAUCUCCUUGUCACCAAGAACUUGACCCCCGGAGAGUCUGUUUACGGCGAGAAGCGCAUCAGCGUUGGUGCUAGCACCGCGCCCAAGGACGGCGAGACCGAAGCCCCAUCCAGCACAGAAUACCGUGUCUGGAACCCCUUCCGCUCCAAGUUGGCCGCUGGUAUCUUGGGUGGUGUCGACAACAUCUACAUGGGCCCUGGCUCCAAGGUCCUGUACCUCGGUGCCGCUUCAGGAACAUCAGUCUCUCACGUUGCCGAUAUCGUCGGACCCGAGGGAACCGUUUUCGCUGUUGAGUUCUCCCACCGCUCCGGUCGUGAUCUCAUCAACAUGGCCACUCACCGCACAAACGUCAUCCCCAUUGUUGAGGAUGCUCGUCACCCUCUGAAGUACCGCAUGCUCGUCGGCAUGGUCGACUGCAUUUUCGCCGACGUUGCCCAGCCCGAUCAAGCCCGUAUCGUUGGUCUCAACGCCGGACUCUUCCUCAAGGUUGGAGGUGGUAUCGUCAUCUCCAUCAAGGCCAACUGUAUCGACUCUACUGCCGCCCCCGAGGCCGUCUUCGCACAGGAAGUCACCAAGCUGCGAGAGAUGGGCAUCAAGCCCAAGGAGCAGCUUACCCUUGAGCCCUUCGAGCGUGACCACGCCAUGGUUGUUGGUGUUUACCAGCGUUCGCAAUAG
Alternaria burnsii is the source of this 960-nucleotide messenger RNA. RefSeq names its product rrna methyltransferase nop1. The transcript is spliced from 4 exons. Gene Ontology annotation, molecular function: rRNA methyltransferase activity; RNA binding; histone H2AQ104 methyltransferase activity. NCBI's taxonomy places the organism in Eukaryota, Fungi, Ascomycota, Dothideomycetes, Pleosporales, Pleosporaceae. The record is from RefSeq and is a predicted model, not a curated record. Gene Ontology annotation, biological process: box C/D sno(s)RNA 3'-end processing; rRNA methylation. Gene Ontology annotation, cellular component: box C/D methylation guide snoRNP complex; nucleolus; small-subunit processome. Bases 1 to 960 code for a protein of 319 amino acids.